UACAAAUGAUAAAGGGCAGAUCAAAAAUACUACUGUUGGGGGAGGCGGAGCCCGGCCGGCAAGAUGGCGCUGUCCACGUUGCUACGCCGCUUUUCCCGGCUGCUGGCCCCGGCAUGGCUCCAGAGCAGCCUUUCAGCUCGGUCAAAGUUCUACGUCCGAGAGCCGCCGAACAGCAAGCCGGACUGGCUGAAAGUUGGCCUGACCUUGGGCACCACAGCCUUCCUCUGGGCCUGUCUCAUCAAACAACAUAAUGAAGAUGUUUUAGAGUAUAAAAGAAGAAUGGGUUGGAAUAAACUACUGAAAUACCAACAUAGUAUGCUCCGUAUAGUGAUUACAGCAAUACCUCUAGAUUCACCAAUCUUUUGAUUGUAAAUGAAAGAGAAAAAGUUAUAUGUGAAUGUAUAUUGUCAGCAUUUGUGUGUUGCAUCAUUAAGUGAAAAAAUAAAAAUACAUCUGUAUUCUUCAGAAAAUGCAUAUUGUGAUAAAAAAAAAAUAUAUAUAUAUAUAUAUAUAACUAGCAGAAAAUGUUCAUUCUAAGGUAUAGCAUUGAAAGUAUUUCCAUAUGAAAGGUACAUUGUGUUAAAUGUGCAAGUUGAAAAAUUUAAUCAAUAAACAGAAUUUCAGUGUAAAAAAAAAAUAUUACUGUGACAGGUGCGAUGUCUGAUAGUGUGUGUCAACUUGGCUGGGCCAUGAUUUGCAGUAUUUACAUGUGAUCACUCCCAGGAGAGAAUCUGCUGUGAGUAGCCAAUCAGUCGAAAGGAAGUUUCCUUGGGGGUGUGGCCUGCAUCCAAAUAUAAGCAGAUGUCUGGCUUUUUGCUCACUCUGGAUCCUGCGGCUGCCUCCUGUUCGUCUGACCUUCAGCUCUUGGGACUUGAGCUAUCAGCUUAUCUGCAGAUCUUGGGAUUCGUGGAUCUUCACAGCCUGAGAGCAGGAGCCCUGCUCUCCAACCAACCAAUCUUGGGUUCACCAGCCCCUGCGGCUACAUGAAUCAAGAGAACCUUCUAUCUUGAUCCAUGGACUUGGUAUGUUCCAGCCUCUACAAUCACAUGAGCCAUUUCCCUAAUACAAAUCUAACUCUAUAUAUAUUUAUAUACUUUACUGCUUUUGCUUCUCUAGAGAAUCCAACCUAAGACAACAGGCUAUGUAUCUACCACAAAGUAGGAGAUACUCCAACAUAUGGCAAAAAAAGAAACG
Molecule: messenger RNA, 1194 nt
Organism: Loxodonta africana (African savanna elephant)
Lineage: Eukaryota; Metazoa; Chordata; Mammalia; Proboscidea; Elephantidae
Product: NADH dehydrogenase [ubiquinone] 1 subunit C1, mitochondrial-like
Exons: 1
Coding region: 64-366 (100 amino acids)
Cellular component (GO): mitochondrion
Source: RefSeq, a predicted model, not a curated record